Prionailurus viverrinus (fishing cat) is the source of this 1223-nucleotide messenger RNA. It is a transcript of the gene PGLYRP3, whose product is annotated as peptidoglycan recognition protein 3. Gene Ontology annotation, molecular function: N-acetylmuramoyl-L-alanine amidase activity; zinc ion binding. The record is from RefSeq and is a predicted model, not a curated record. The transcript is spliced from 9 exons. The coding region runs from base 90 to 1223 and encodes 377 amino acids. Lineage: Eukaryota; Metazoa; Chordata; Mammalia; Carnivora; Felidae. Gene Ontology annotation, biological process: peptidoglycan catabolic process.
GACAGACUGUGGCAAAGUUCCAGGCAGAGGCUGUGGAGACAUACCUGGGGCCAAGGCCCACACUAACCCUGUUGGCACCCUGGGACCACAUGAGGAUGCUGCUGUGGCUUCUUAUUUUCCCUGCUUGGGAUUUUGGGGCUUGGGGGGAUUCCCCACUGUUCUCCUGGAAUGAAACCCAAGCCAGAGGAUUAUCAGAGGGGCUUCUAGACUUUUUUGUUGGCAUCUCUCAGCUCAUUCACAAGGGUCAAAAUGAAGCUCCCACCAUUGUCUCCCGCAAGGAGUGGGGAGCGAGAUCACAGACCUGCAGGGCCCAGCUGACACAACCUGUGGCCUAUGUCAUCAUGAACCAGCUCACAGGGAUGGAGUGCCAGGAGCAGGAUGUUUGCAGCCAGAGGCUUCGGGGCUUUCAGUCCCAUUCUGUCUACACCAAAGGCUGGUGCGACGUGGUCUACAACUUCCUGAUUGGGGACGACGGCAGGGUGUAUGAAGGUGUCGGCUGGGAUGUCCAAGGCAUGCAUACCCAGGGCUACAACAACAUCUCCCUGGGAAUUGCCUUCUUUGGCAAUAAGAUAGGAAGCAGUCUAAGCCCUGCUGCCUUAUCAGCUGCAGAGGACCUGAUAUCCUAUGCCAUCCAGAAGGGUCAUCUGUCACCCAGGUAUAUUCAGCUACUCAUCUUGAAUGAAGAGGUCUGUCUGGUCCCUCAAAAGCCAGUGAUGCCUAGGAAAGCUUGCCCCAACAUCAUUUCACGGUCAGUAUGGGAAGCCAGAGAGACACACUGCCCUAAAAUGAGCCUCCCAGCGAAAUAUGUCAUCAUCAUCCACACCGCUGGUACAACCUGCAAUGUAUCCAUGGAUUGCCAUAUUCGUGUCCGAGAUAUACAAUCCUUCCACAUGGACACACAGCACUUCUGUGACAUUGGAUAUCACUUCCUGGUGGGACAGGAUGGUGGUGUGUAUGAAGGAGUUGGCUGGCAUAUCCAAGGCUCUCACACCUAUGGCUACAAUGAUAUUGCCUUAGGAAUUGCCUUCAUAGGCAACUUUGUAGAAAAGCCGCCCAAUGCUGCAGCCCUGGAGGCAGCCCAGAACCUGAUCCAGUGUGCAGUGGACAAGGGGUAUUUAACUCCCAACUACCUGUUGGUGGGGCACAGUGAUAUUGUCAAUACACUGUCUCCUGGGAAAGCUUUGUACAACAUCAUUAAGACUUGGCCUCAUUUCAAACACUGA